AUGGACCAACAAGUCGAUAGCAAUCACCGCCGAAAUCAUCCAUUGGAAAAACUCAAUGAUCCAAAUAAUAGGUAUAUGCGUAUAUGUGCUCCCAUGGUCCGCUAUUCCAAACUAGCAUUUCGAGAACUGGUCCGAGGGUAUAAUGUCGAUUUAGCGUACACUCCCAUGAUUCUCUCGGAUGUAUUCAAGCACUCUCAGAUUUCCCGAGAAACUGAAUUCCGCACUCAUCAAAUCACUGAUGAUCCUGUUAUUGUCCAAUUUGCAGCAAGUAACCCAACUGAUUUGGCUGAUGCUGCAGAGCUUGUUGCUCGUUAUACCAACGGAGUCGAUUUAAAUUGUGGAUGCCCACAAAAAUGGGCUAUAUCUGAAGGAAUUGGGUCGUAUCUUAUGGAGCAUCCAGAACUGGUGCGGGAUAUGGUCAAGCAAGUCAAAUCCCGCACAUCAAGUGUAAAAAUGGCCAAUGGUACCAGUUUUCCUUGCUCCAUCAAGAUCCGGAUUCAUUCUGAUUUAAAAAAAACGGUCGAGUUUGUGCGACGGGCAGAGUCUAUUGGUGUGGAUUGGAUCACGGUUCAUGGCCGUACUCGGAAGCAAAAAAACACUGAGCCAUUAAACAUGGAUGGGAUUCGUAUUGCAAAGGAAAGUGUUGGUGUGCCCGUGUUUGCCAAUGGAAAUGUGCUGACUCUGGGUGAUGCCGACCGACUUGUGGAGGAGACUCGCGUAGAUGGUGUCAUGGCUGCUCGUGGACUACUUGAGAAUCCAGCCUUAUUUUCUGGAUAUGACACAACACCAUUUGAAUGUGUUGAAAAAUUCCUCAAACUAAGUAUUGGAUACGGAUCCACGCAUUUUAUUACACACCACCAUCUUAUGUAUAUGCUGGAUGCUAGCAUGGAGAGAGCAGAAAAGCGUCAUUUCAAUUGCUUGUCGACCACUCCUGCAAUCAUUGAUUAUUUGAGCGAUCACUAUGGCAUCAGUGUGUCAAACUAA
Messenger RNA from Batrachochytrium dendrobatidis JAM81, 984 nucleotides. RefSeq lists its product as uncharacterized. The record is from RefSeq and is a predicted model, not a curated record. Lineage: Eukaryota; Fungi; Chytridiomycota; Chytridiomycetes; Rhizophydiales. Gene Ontology annotation, biological process: tRNA processing. The transcript has 3 exons. Gene Ontology annotation, molecular function: tRNA dihydrouridine synthase activity; flavin adenine dinucleotide binding. Bases 1 to 984 code for a protein of 327 amino acids.